Molecule: messenger RNA, 1278 nt
Organism: Sclerotinia sclerotiorum 1980 UF-70
Lineage: Eukaryota; Fungi; Ascomycota; Leotiomycetes; Helotiales; Sclerotiniaceae
Exons: 3
Coding region: 1-1278 (425 amino acids)
Biological process (GO): beta-D-galactose catabolic process via UDP-galactose, Leloir pathway; glucose metabolic process
Molecular function (GO): aldose 1-epimerase activity; carbohydrate binding
Source: RefSeq, a predicted model, not a curated record
AUGAUAUCACUCAAUAUGAUAUCGACAAUUCUCGGGGCCCUAGCAAGCUUAGCAGCAGCUCAAUCUCCCGGUCAAGCAUACACAGGAGUAGCCGGAAACAGCACCAUAGCCGGAUCCUCUCUCGGUCCCGACGCAAACGGUAAAUACGAACUCUCCGCCCCUGGUAUCCGAGCAAACUUCAUAGCCUACGGUGCAUCAAUCUCUAAUCUCUUCAUCAACGACACCUCGGGUAUCGAACGCGAUAUUGUCGGAGGUUUCGAUAAUGCAACUUACUAUGGAAUUGAUAGACAACAUCCGCAUUUUGGAGGCGUGCCAGGUAGAUAUGCAAAUCGUAUCAAGAAUUCGAGUUUUGUUAUUGAUGGGGAGACGUAUCAUGUGUUGCCGAAUGAAAAUCCGACAGAGGAUAAUCCGGAGGGUGUUGAUACGUUGCAUGGUGGUCCGAAAGGUUGGGAUUGGAGAAAUUGGACUGUGGUUGCUCAUACUACUAGUUCGAUUACUUUUAGUUUGACGGAUCCAGAUGGAGAACAAGGAUUUCCCGGAGAGGUCGUUAGUUAUGUGACUUAUACUUUGAGUAAUAUGACUUGGUCUUUCAAAAUGAUUGCUAUUGCUACCACAAAGAAAACUCCUAUUAUGUUGAGUUCUCACACUUACUGGAACCUUGAUGGAUUCGCCAACAACGAAACAGCUACCGCUCUCAACCAUUCUCUUUACUUACCAUACGGUGGUCAAAGAAUCGGAACAGAUAGCAUUCUUAUUCCCACAGGCGACAUCAUAGCAAACCAACCCCAAUCCCUCAACGAUUUCUGGAGCACCCCCAAACAAAUCGGCGCCAACUUCAGCAACCCAGACCUCCUCGGAAACUGCGGCGAAAACUGCACCGGCUACGACACCGCCUACCUCACCAACCGUGACGCCGCCACUCUCUCCUCCUGGCACGUUUCCCCUGUAGCACGUCUCCGCUCCGCCUGGUCCGGCAUCCAACUCGACAUCUUCACAGAUCAACCCGCUUUCCAGGUAUAUUCCUGCGGAGGCCAAAAUGGAUCUAUGGCGUUGAAGAAAACGCAGGGUCUGUUUAAUGUUUCGGAUAGACCUCGCACGAUUCCGCAGUAUGGAUGUGUGGUUAUGGAAGUCGAGGAUUGGAUUGAUGGGAUUAAUCAGCCGGAGUGGGGGAGAAAACAAAUUUGGGGUCCGGAGGAUGGUCCGUAUGUUUUGGAGGCGAAGUAUAGGUUUAGUUUGAAUGAUACUCGGAUGGGUUUAUUGGGUGAGGGGUCGGGUUAG